Carya illinoinensis is the source of this 747-nucleotide messenger RNA. Its product is annotated as 40S ribosomal protein S16-like. Bases 97 to 531 code for a protein of 144 amino acids. Lineage: Eukaryota; Viridiplantae; Streptophyta; Magnoliopsida; Fagales; Juglandaceae. The record is from RefSeq and is a predicted model, not a curated record. The transcript has a single exon. Gene Ontology annotation, cellular component: cytosolic small ribosomal subunit; ribosome. Gene Ontology annotation, biological process: translation; maturation of SSU-rRNA from tricistronic rRNA transcript (SSU-rRNA, 5.8S rRNA, LSU-rRNA). Gene Ontology annotation, molecular function: RNA binding; structural constituent of ribosome.
CCCCGCAGCCAAAACCCUAAAAAUACCCCUCCAUAUCUCUUUCCCCUUUCGUUUCCGCAGGCAACCCACACACAUACGCGCAAAAGCCUCUCAACAAUGGCGGCACCGGUGGAGUCCGUACAGUGUUUCGGCCGCAAGAAGACCGCGGUGGCGGUGACCUACUGCAAGCGAGGUCGUGGUCUCAUCAAGAUCAAUGGCUGCCCGAUCGAGCUCGUGGAGCCCGAGAUCCUCCGGUUCAAGGCCUACGAGCCUAUCCUCCUCCUCGGACGACACCGCUUUGCCGAGGUAGACAUGCGCAUCCGUGUCAAGGGUGGAGGCCAUACCUCCCAGAUCUACGCCAUCCGGCAAAGCAUCGCCAAGGCCCUCGUCGCCUUCUACCAGAAGUAUGUUGACGAGCAGAGCAAGAAGGAGAUCAAGGACAUCCUCGUCCGCUACGACCGAACCCUUCUGGUCGCUGACCCCAGACGCUGCGAGCCCAAGAAGUUCGGUGGUCGUGGCGCCAGGGCUAGGUUCCAGAAGUCCUACCGUUGAGACGGUUUUUCUACUUGGACUAAGUUCUACAUGCUUUGCUUUUGAUACACCAAUCCAUUUAUGUCGUCUUGACUUCUUUUGAAUUUUGUUCUUUUAGAAGGCCAUGGGUUCAAAAAUGGGGCAUGGAUUUUGGAUUGGAAUUAUUACGUAUUCGGCAUACUUUGUUUAAGAAAUUACCAAUAUUUUACUUUGUGAUGAAUUAGUUGGUUUGAUAAA